UUGAGGUUAAUCAUAACAUAACCCUAAAAUUAAGAAGAAGGAAAUUCAAAUUUUCCACCAAAAAUGUUACUGCGAAAGAUAUAUUCAAGAACAAAGCAUUUCACCCGUUCUUAUUACACGGUCAACAGCAGGAUCAAUGGAAAAGACGAGAAUUUCGUCGCCAAACAGCUGUAUAACAAAAUAAAAGCUACCGGACCGAUUCCUGUUGCAGAUUAUAUGAGAGAAAUCCUCGUUAAUCCCAUCGGGGGUUACUACAUGCAUAAAGAUGUCUUUGGAAGCAGCGGGGACUUCAUAACGUCCCCCGAGUUAAGCCAAAUGUUUGGAGAGAUGGUGGCUGUGUGGUGCUUAAACGAAUGGUCUAAAAUUGGUUGUCCCAAACCGUUUCAAAUAGUCGAGUUGGGGCCUGGAAAGGGUAGUCUAUCCGAGGAUAUCCUGAGAGUAUUUGGUCAGUUCAAGAGCCUCAGCAGCUGUAGUUUAUCAUUGGUAGAAGUAAGCCCUUACUUGAGUAAGCUACAAGGUCAGAGAUUGUGCUUACAAUCGAACAAUGUCUCCAUCCCCUCAUCGCCUUUUUAUAAAGAAGGUAUAGCUCAAGAAGGGGUUCAAGUUAAGUGGUAUAAAAGGUUGGAAGAUGUCCCUGAUAUUUUCUCAAUCGUCAUAGCCCAUGAGUUUUUCGAUGCAUUACCUAUUCAUAAAUUUCAGAAAACUGAGAAUGGUUACAGGGAAGUUUUGAUUGAUAUUGACCAAGAAGAGGGAAAGUUCAGAUACGUUAUUUCAUGUAAUGAAACUCCAGCCCUAAAAACUUGCUUGAAACCAUCAGAGACACGAGAGCAUUUAGAGGUUUCUCUGGAAAGUUUAUUGACAAUAAAAACAGUGGCGAACAAACUAGAAUCUUUUGGGGGGUUGGCUUUGAUUGCUGAUUAUGGCCAUGGGGGCGAAGGCACUGAUACUUUUCGAGCUUUCAAACAACAUAAACUGCAUGAUCCCUUAGUACAGCCUGGUACUGCAGAUCUCACAGCGGAUGUCGAUUUUGGUCGAUUAAAAGAGGCUGCUCUAGAGGGGGACAAGGUUAUAGCUUUUGGCCCUGUGACCCAGAAAGAUUUUCUCAACAGAAUGGGCAUAGAACAUAGAUACAGAGCGCUGGAAAAUAUUGCGUCAAAAGAACAAAUGGAGGCUCUUCGUAUGAGUUAUAAAAUGAUGAUGGAUGAGGAUCAGAUGGGAAAAAGAUUUAAAUUUAUGUGUCUAGUUCCUGCAGUACUCGAAAAAAUAGUUGGAAAAUAUCCUGUGGUCGGUUUUAGCUGAGAAUAAACAAAGUUUUGUUUUAA
Coccinella septempunctata (seven-spotted ladybird) is the source of this 1322-nucleotide messenger RNA. Its product is annotated as protein arginine methyltransferase NDUFAF7 homolog, mitochondrial. The record is from RefSeq and is a predicted model, not a curated record. Gene Ontology annotation, molecular function: protein-arginine omega-N symmetric methyltransferase activity. Gene Ontology annotation, biological process: mitochondrial respiratory chain complex I assembly. The transcript is spliced from 4 exons. Bases 64 to 1299 code for a protein of 411 amino acids. Gene Ontology annotation, cellular component: mitochondrion. Lineage: Eukaryota; Metazoa; Arthropoda; Insecta; Coleoptera; Coccinellidae.